AUGAAUCUUUCUGGAACCAUAUCUCCUCAUCUGGGAAAUCUUUCCUUCCUUGUUUAUCUCAACUUGAGUGCCAACAAUUUUCAUGGGAAUUUGCCCCACGAUUUAUCCCACCUGCAUCGACUUAAAGUCCUCGAUCUCGGCAUUAAUAAUCUCGAUGGAGAGUUACCAACUUGGCUUGGUUCAUUCACCGAACUUCAAUAUUUGUCUCUGAGAAACAUUAGCUUUUCUGGGCUGAUUCCUACUUCCAUCUCUAACAUGUCAAAGCUGGAGCAAUUAGUCCUGUCGUCCAAUUCUUUACAAGGAAGGAUCCCAAUAGAGAUUGGACAUGUUGGUAAUCUCAGGACACUAGCCAUUAACUUCAAUCAGUUGUCGGGUUCAUUGCCAUUUGAGAUCUUCAAUCUUUCCUCUCUUGAAAGACUUGCCUUGGUGGGCAACAAGCUUUCUGGCAGUCUUCCAACAAAUCUCUGCAACCGUUUUCAGAAACUCUGGUGGCUUUCCCUAUCAGUGAACAAUUUAUAUGGUCCAGUACCAUCAAAUAUAUCUCAAUGUUCACAACUUCAAGUAUUAUCCUUGUCCGUCAACAAUUUUAGUGGUUUCAUACCCAAGGGAAUUGGCAAUUUGAAGCAGCUUCAGUUGCUAUACAUUGGCUUGAACAAUUUUACAGGUGAAAUCUUCAUUCUUGCCUUUACUGGCAAUUGCAAACCUGUUGAGUUUACUUUCGUCUUUGAAUACACAUAA
This is a messenger RNA of Coffea eugenioides, 738 nucleotides long. RefSeq names its product probable LRR receptor-like serine/threonine-protein kinase At4g36180. Gene Ontology annotation, molecular function: protein binding. The transcript has a single exon. The coding region runs from base 1 to 738 and encodes 245 amino acids. Lineage: Eukaryota; Viridiplantae; Streptophyta; Magnoliopsida; Gentianales; Rubiaceae. The record is from RefSeq and is a predicted model, not a curated record.